CGGAACUCACGAGGGACCGCAUUGUGGCGCAGACAGGCUAACGGGCGAGAAUGGGCGGCGGCGGGAGGAGGAAUGGCCGGUGGCCGCGGGGCAGCAACAAGGGCGGCAUCAUGGCGGGGGCGAAUGGCCACACUGGCGGGCGAUAUGGCGGUGGGGGCGGUGCGACAUGGGCUGUCAAGAAAAAGGAGAGAAUCAAUGGCAAUAAGCUGGAUGAGUUGUGUCUUUUGUCCGCUCACCGAUAGGAACUCGUUGGGGCGGUGGUGGCGGCAGCCGAUACACGGGCGGCACAUACGUCGGGCCUGUCAAGGCAAAGACCCCAUACAGUGUCAGAGAUCAGGUUCCCUUAUUGCAAUGGAUCUCAGUUGUGUCUCUCCUCCACUCACCGGCAGCGGCAGCAGCUGGUGCUUGUGGUGGGGAGGUGGUGAGCCACGGGUGGCGGAGGGCCUGCACAACCGAAGGAGCGAGGGACAUACAGGCGACACACAGCACACAAGACGUCCACGAAUCUGACAGGGAGAAGUGUCCUUGUUUCUUCCCUGGCUAACUGACCUCCUCAGCGCUCAUGCCCUUGAGAAGCCCUUCGAUGAAGUCCACCAGGUCGGUGGACGGGGCGAAGGGCAGCAGGGCCCGGCGGAUGGCCUCCUCCGUCGGCUGCAUUCCAAUGGGGGGUAAAGCAGAGAGGGAAGCCGUUAGGCUGAAUGCCCGUCUGUGACGAUCAUUUCAUUGGUCCUCUCGUACCGUGGAAGCGGCGAUCUGCGAAGCCUUGGCAUGGUCAACCCCAGCCAUCCGCAGCAAUGUGACCACUGCCAGAUAGCAGCGACAGAGACAAAGAGAGAGAUACGACAAUCCCAAAUGCCCAUCGGUCAUGGGAACCUACCCGUAUCAAACAUGUCUCUCCUCGCCCCCUCGCCCUUCUGCACGCCAAAAGCACACACAACACACAGGAAGACCAAUCAGCCAGAAAGCCAGAAAGCCAUCGAUCGAUCGAUGGUCUCACCUUGUCCUCAUCCAUGUAAUCCAGAUCGAUCAGCACAGUCGACCCGUCUCGGCGCUUUAUCAAAUUUUCUGGUUUGACGUCGAGGUGGGCGAGCCGGCGGCGGUGGAGGAAGGAGAGAGCGUGAAGGAGGUCGCUGGCGACGGCCCUCACGUCUCCCUCUCCCAGGCUGCCGCACAGCUCCCACACACCCCGGCCUGCACACAUACACAGACACACACAUCGGUGGAUGCAUGUCUCGGCUCGUGUCGCUCUUUCGCCUACCUUCAACGUGUUCCAUGAUAAUGCAGCUGCGGCUGCUCCUUGUGACCGCGAAAUCCCCCACUAGCCGCACGAUAUUGGGGCAAAGGGCGAGGCCCUUCUCGAUGUAUCGGCGGUAUGUGGGCUUGUGGUGGAACUGAUGAGACACAAGCAACAAAGUAAGCAAGGAUAUGUCGACGAGAGGAGAUGUGCAAGUGAUGCCUACCCCGCCGAUGGAGUGCUCCGUGUCGAGCACCUUUGCCACCUUGCCCCCCUCGAGCCGCCACAAAUCGGCUUGGCCGCCCUCCCCCAACUUGCCCAGCACACGUAGCCCAUACAAAUCAUGCAAGACGCCCUGCAGACAUCAGAGAGCAAGCAAUGAGAGACAGACCAAUGAGUCUGCGCAGCCUGCCGGGUCACUCACUGACCUCCACGUCCCUCUUCCACACCUUGAUGUCCCAUUCCUGCAGACAGACCGACAGACAGACGGAGACAGCAUGUGAGACAGGAGUAUCCUGACGUGCGUGUCUGCCGGUCAGUGUAUAUCUCUCACCCUCUUGGCCAACUCGUUCUGCUUCAUGGCCUCCACCACCCCCUGGGCCUCCUCCAUGGUGUCGCCGUCGUCCAGGCAGACUCGGAGGGUCUUCUCCUCCAGUUGGCGGACGAAGUCCGCAGGAGGCUCCAGGGGCAGCGGCGGGUGCACUCGAGUGUGCAU
Molecule: messenger RNA, 1949 nt
Organism: Vitrella brassicaformis
Lineage: Eukaryota; Vitrellaceae
Source: the annotation of a GenBank genome assembly